GUUGGAGGCACAUUAGUUGUGCUUCAUCCAGGUGGAACUAUCGAUUUCGAUUAUUUAACCAAAGUGUUGCUGAACAAACAAAUUACAUAUAUGCAUACUGUACCAAGUUUACUGCAUAGUUUUUUUACUUCUAUCGAGCAGAACAGCAAUCCGAAUGUCUUGAAACAUCUCCGUUCACUUUGCAGCAGUGGUGAGUGACUUUCAACAAAUUUUUCUUGCUUAUGUAGUAUGUUUUUUUAUUAUAGGUGAACCCUUUUCUGUUCCUUUAAUUGAUUUGAUUGUGAAAAUUGGUAUAACCAACUGUAUUGUGUGGAAUUUGUAUGGUCCAGCAGAAGCAACCAUAGGUUCUACAAUUCAUUGUAUAAAUGUUACAAAUGACACACAUAGCAUUCCAAUUGGUAGACCAUUUUAUAAUUACCGAUGUAUGAUUAUGAAUGAACAUUCACAAUCAUCUGUUACCGAUCAACAAGGUGAACUGUUUGUGGGAGGUGUUGGUGUCUUUGCUGGUUAUCUUGGUCGUAUGGACUUAACUGCAAAAGCUCUCAUUGAAAUAGAUGGCGAACCAUUUUAUCGAACAGGUGAUCUUGUUAGAAUGGAUAGCAAUGGUCUUCUACAUUAUCAAGGAAGAAAAGAUCAUCAAAUCAAAUUACAUGGUCAACGAAUUGAACUUGGUGAAAUCGAACGAUGUCUACUUAACAUUAAAUCCAUCUCUGCUUGUGUUGUCAUGAAAUGGAAUGAUGAUUACUUAGUUGCUUAUGUUCAGUCUUCUCAUAUUAAUGAACAGGAAUUGCGUAGACAUUGUCAAACUCAUCUUCCACCACAUAUGAUUCCAUCUUUCUUUAUUAUUCUUGAUAAAUUGCCUUUGAAUCCAAAUGGAAAAAUAGAUCGAAAAUUUCUGCCACCACCUGAUUUGCCAUCGUCAAGUGGUAAUCAUGAUGAUAAUAUACCGCACACUACCUUAGAACAACAGUUACAAGAUAUAUUUAGUCAAGCGUUCCAUAUUGAAUCCCCUCAUGUUGAUGUUCCUUUUGGUCAACUAGGUGGAACAUCAUUGAGUGCUAUUCUUGCACUUACAUUGAUUCGUCAACAAGUCUCCAGUAAAGUUGACAUUGGCCUUUUAUUUACUAAUCCAUCUAUUCGACAACUGGCUCAAGCUAUAGAACCUUUAUUAGUUUUCGAAGAACUACAAGAGACAACUUCCACAGCCAAUGAAAUUUAUGAAACACAUGAUCGUCUGACACCUUCAUUUGUCAUCGAAUCUUUAGGUAUUGCACUUCUUGUUUGUCAGUGGUUGUUGCCAAUCAUGAUAAUUCAUCAAUGGUGUCCACUUCUUUUUCCUAUCUUACCAAUAUGUCAUCUUUUAUUCUAUGUUAUUUGCUCACAUCUAUUAUCACCAGGAAAUAUCAAAGGAGGCGAUGUGUUCUCUUGGAACUAUUAUCGUUGGUGGUUUUUAGAUCGACUAUGGAAUAAUAAUACAUUUUGGUUGCAACAUAUACUUGGUACAUCUUUGUACAAUUACUAUCUCCGUCUUUGUGGUGCUCGAAUAAGUCUCAACGCGCAUAUUUAUACCACAACAAUUGAUGCUCCAUGGUUGUUAGAUAUUGGUGAGGGAACUUGGAUUGCUGAUAAAACGACUCUCAACUCUGUAUAUUUUAAUGAUAAUAAUACUUUUACAGUACAUUCAGUUAAGAUUGGUUGCCAUUGUUCAAUUAGUGCCCGAUCAGUUCUGUUUGGUGGAGUUGAUAUGCAAGAUAAUAUUAUUGUUCAGCCUAUGUCAUCAGU
Molecule: messenger RNA, 1782 nt
Organism: Adineta steineri
Lineage: Eukaryota; Metazoa; Rotifera; Eurotatoria; Adinetida; Adinetidae
Source: the annotation of a GenBank genome assembly